ACACACGAACUAAACUCUUCGAUUUCUUCUCGUUGCUGGUCAGGGCUCAUUGACAAUCGAAUCAAACUUUGGAAUGUCUUCCAAGUCGUUUCUGAUUCUAACACUCUUUAUUGCUAUUUCUAAAUUGGAAGCACUCAUUUGCUACGAGAAAAAUUUAGGCGGAGAAGGUGUUAAAACAUCGGACAAAAUAGCUGCUUGCCUGUCGUUUUUCCAUGCUGAAUCUCGCGUGGCAUCGUUCGGUUGGAAGAUGUCGAAAAUCACUGAAAAAUUGAACAAGGAAAGCCAAAACAAAGAAAAAUAUUGUGAACAAGUUAUCGACAACACAUUGGGAGAAGAGGGAAUUUUGUGUUUGUGCUUUACCAAUUUUUGCAAUACCCCAAUUACAUUCGACGAGUUUGAAAGCCAAAAAGUUUCACUCAAAAAAAUUGAAUAAGCCAACAACACGGUCUGACAAAUGCUACUUGAAUAACUUCAAUAGCCUCUACCUCAUUAUUUUUUUCCAAUAGAAUAGUUGAUAGGAUCUGUUUUCAUUUGCUUCUUGUGUCAAAUAAAUUUUUAUAUU
Molecule: messenger RNA, 562 nt
Organism: Caenorhabditis elegans
Lineage: Eukaryota; Metazoa; Nematoda; Chromadorea; Rhabditida; Rhabditidae
Gene: F10G2.2
Product: DUF19 domain-containing protein
Exons: 2
Coding region: 74-433 (119 amino acids)
Source: RefSeq, marked reviewed